CCGUCCGUCGGCCCAGCUAUAUAAGGCUAGGCGCAGGGGAGCAAGGGGGAGGAAGGGUUUUGGAAUUAGGCCGCCGUUGUUGUUGCGUCUCUCAGAGAACCGAAGUGAAGCACAGCCGGAAGCCGAAACCGAAGCUAGCCCACCCCCGCCACAGCACCGCUCCGCCGCGCCGCUGAGUCGGUCUCCCGGUUUGGAAGGGGAGUAGGAGGAGGAGGAGGGAUCCAGGCGGCGGCGGCGAGGAUGAGCGGCGGCGGCGCGGGAGGAGGAGGGAAGGGGGCGGCGGCCGCGGGGCCCGUCCCGCAGGCGUCGAGGAAGCUGGUGCAGGGCCUCAAGGAGAUCGUGAACCGCCCGGACGCCGAGAUCUACGCGGCGCUGCGCGAGUGCGGCAUGGACCCCGACGAGGCCGUCAGCCGCCUCCUCUCCCAAGAUACCUUUCAAGAGGUAAAGAGCAAGCGUGAUAAGAAAAAAGAGGUUAAAGAGACUCCAGAGCCAAGGUCUCGAGCGGCAAAUAAUGCUACCAAUCGAGGUGUUAGAGGUGCCCCAGAUCGAGGUGGACGAAACAGUUUUGCACACACUAGCUCCACUGAUAAUGCGACCGCAAGGUCAUCAGUCUCUGGGCCGGGUAUGCUAUCUACCAAUUCCAUUCAGAAGCAAACGGUUCCAAGUUCCUCUGUGAACAAAACUAUGGUUGCUGAUGGACCAUCUACACAACCACAACCAUCAUCUGGGUUUCAGCACGGUUGGUCUGGGACACCAGGUCAGUUGUCAAUGGCUGAUAUUGUGAAAAUGGGCAGGCCACCACAGACUCAGGGGAAGCCAUCCACCAAGACUGUGGUCACAGCGGACAAAGGAUAUGCUGGACAAUAUCCUUCGUUGCCCAGCACUGUAAACCAGAAUUUAAAACAAUCUGCAAGCUCAGUUCCACCUACAGAGCUUGACCAGGGGCUACCUUCUGCACAAGAUGUUGUCCUUGUUAAGGAUCACAGUCACCCAGCUGCUGACAACAAGCCGAAAUAUGAUAAUGAUUGGUCUCCACAGGAUGAUCCAGUAUCAGGAAAUCAAUCAUCCCUCCCUGAGACAUCCGGUGACCCAUCAUUUUACGAGGCGGCAUUACAUCCAUCUACGCUGGUUGCUGAUGAGGUUUACUCACAUGAAAAUUCUUAUUUAGAUGGGAACAUCUCAGCUUCACUGAGAUCAGUAAAUGCUUCUGAGAGACACUUGGACCAUUACGGAGGGAAUUCUGAAUAUAAUGACGGAUCAUUGCAGAACUCAAAUACAUAUCUGCCCCAGAAGCAUUCUCGCAUACAGGAUGAUGUUGAGGAGGAGCCCAAUGCUGACUUGCCAUCAUCAGCAAAUUUUCAGGGUCUGAGCCUACAUGACGAAGAGACCUCUACAACAAAGUUUGCUGAAGAUAACCCAGCAGUUAUAAUUCCUGAUCAUCUUCAAGUAGCAAACACAGGUUGUGCUGGAUUGAGCUUUGGCAGUUUCGAAUCCGGUGCAUUUUCUGGGCUCCUUCCAUCAAAGAGCAUUGACAACAAUGUGGAGUUGCCUGUUGAGGAGGAAUCUGAACCUGUAGAUCAAAUAGAUACAAGGGAUCAAGAUUACUAUGACAGUGCUGCAGUGAAUUUGUCAACAAAUGAGAACCUUGACAACAUUAUUGGAGCUAACACGGAGAAUCUUGAUGUACCUUCUGUUCCACAGCCUGAUGUCCCGAGACAGGAAAUACUUGAUGAUCCUUCUGGUGUUCAAUAUAAUCUGCCAUCAGUUUCAAGUCAUGCAUAUUCUAACCCGGCACAGCCAAAUGCAAUGGAGGCCAUGCAAGGAAAUAACCAAGCACACUCUUUUAACCAUCUGACGAGCUUGCUGCAAACAAAUACAUUGCACAGCAAUCUGUUGGGGUCAAAUAUGUCACCUCUUCGGGACUUGGACUUCAGCUUAUCACCUUUGCUGGCAGCACAAUCAAUGGGUACAAGAUAUAACUCAGCCGCACCAACAACUACUGGGCAAGCCAUCUCCAUGCAGGAGCCUCUGAAAUCAGGAGUUUUCUCGAACAAUCAAUCUACGCAAAAUCUUCCAAGUACCAGUAUUCAGACGGGCCCUCCUCUCCCUCAGCAAUUAACUGUCCAUCCUUACUCUCAGCCAACUCUACCUAUCGCACCUUUUACAAAUAUGAUGGGCUACCCGUAUCUGGCGCAAAACUACCCUGCUUACCUACCAUCAGCCUUCCAGCAAGCAUACUCAAGUAAUGGGCAGUUCCAUCAGUCUGCCGCUGCUGUACCUGGAGCUGGCAUGAAGUACGCGAUGCCACAAUACAAGGGCAACUUGUCAGCUACAAACUUACAACAACAGCAACCUUCGUCGGUUUUAGGCUAUGGAGGCUUUGGAAGCUCAAGUAAUCUUCCAGCAAAUUUCAACCUUAAUCAGAAUGCUACCUCUGCAUCAACAAAUGCUGGGUUUGAUGAAGCAUUGGGUGCUCAAUACAAAGAUGCCAAUCAAUAUAUGGCCGCUCUCCAGCAGCAGGGUGACAACUCUGCGAUGUGGCUCCAUGGGGCUGGUUCAAGAACGGCGGCAGCGCUGCCUCCUACCCAAUUCUAUGGCUACCAGGGGCAGAGCCAGCAGGGUGCCUUACGCCAGGCACAGCAGCAGCCGCAGCAGCCCUCUCAGUUUGGAGGUCAUGGCUACCCGGCAUUCUACCAUUCUCAAAGCGGCAUGACGCAGGAGCACCACCCGCAGAACCCGUCGGAGGCAAGCCUGAACGGCUACCAGGCAGCGCCGUCGCAGCAAUCUCACCAGAGCUGGCAGCAGCACACCAACUACUGAGCCCUGGAGUCCCUGCACCCUUGUUAUGGUGCUGGUCCGCUGUGGCGGGCCAAGUCCCGACUCGCCUGCGGAGAGUAGGCAGCUUGGAGUAGCUGAGCUUGUUGCUCGAGCGCCGAGGAGUGUCCAUGCCUCGGGCAGAGCGUUUUAACAUGUUGCGUGUGUUGUCCGGACUGAUGAAGGGUUGUGCUUUGUUUCGGUUGCGUUGCGAGUUAUAUGUGCGGAGCAACAGUCUUGUAACUCUUUGAGGACCUAGUUACCUAACAGGUGCACAUUUCUGAUUUUCUGAAUACCGUCUUACUUCAUCAGUU
This is a messenger RNA of Brachypodium distachyon (stiff brome), 3128 nucleotides long. RefSeq lists its product as uncharacterized. Lineage: Eukaryota; Viridiplantae; Streptophyta; Magnoliopsida; Poales; Poaceae. The record is from RefSeq and is a predicted model, not a curated record. The transcript has 10 exons. Bases 241 to 2820 code for a protein of 859 amino acids. Gene Ontology annotation, molecular function: protein binding.